Messenger RNA from Mytilus trossulus (common blue mussel), 731 nucleotides. RefSeq lists its product as uncharacterized. Bases 1 to 639 code for a protein of 212 amino acids. The record is from RefSeq and is a predicted model, not a curated record. Gene Ontology annotation, molecular function: calcium ion binding. The transcript is spliced from 5 exons. Gene Ontology annotation, cellular component: membrane. Lineage: Eukaryota; Metazoa; Mollusca; Bivalvia; Mytilida; Mytilidae.
AUGAUUCCACAGUAUACAGGUGAAGCUCCACAGUUGACUAGCCGAGGUACAGUGACAGUUUAUAACGAUGACGUGUCUAUUGGGAAGGUUUUAACUACAAUAACAUAUACUGAUAAUGACCAAGAGGAUAUUGGAAACCUCACGUUGACAUUAGAAUCAGCUACCAACAGUGGUACAAGUUAUUUUGAGCUUGUUGCAGACGAAAUUCGAAUAAAAGCGACUCCUCCUCUGAACACAUAUAAUUUACAAAUGAAGGUGGAAGACCUAUGUACUUUGUCAUCAACAGGCACAGAAACUAUUGAGAUAAUCAAUAGACUUCCUGUUAUCAACAACCUUCCCGAUUCCGUAUCAAUAUCAGAAGACACUACAGACAACACAUUGAUAUUUACAUUUAAUGCUACAGAUACCGUAACAGACCCGGUAUCCUGUGCAAAGAAAGGAGGGGGAACUGUGCCAUUUUCUGUUGCCCAAAUUCCAGGUUCAACAGAUUAUGGAGUAUAUAAGAACGCAGGAGUCUUUCUAAACGCAGAUAUCACAGCUUCAUAUACACUUACAGUAGAAUGUGACGAUGGAGAUGAUAAAGUCGAUGCUGUGCUGACAAUCAACUUAAUUCCAAAUCAGGCAAAUAAAUUACCAUAAAAAAGGGCAAAAGAUACCAGAGGGACAUUCAAAGUCAAAAAUAGAAAAUAAAUUGACAACGCAAUGGCUUAACAAGAAAAGACAAACAGACA